AUGGUUCGUAAACUAAAGCAUCAUGAGCAGAAACUUCUCAAGAAGGUCGACUUCCUGGACUGGAAACAGGACCAAGGCCAUAGAGAUACCCAGGUAAUGCGGACAUACCACAUUCAAAACAGAGAAGACUAUCAUAAGUACAACAGACUAUGUGGUGACGUUCGUCGCCUUGCUCACAAACUCUCGCUCCUGCCACCCACAGACGCAUACAGAAGCAAGCACGAACAGCUGCUACUGGAAAAACUAUACGCAAUGGGAAUUCUAACAACCAAAUCGAAAAUUUCAGAUCUCGAAAAUAAAGUUACCGUGAGCGCCAUAUGCAGAAGGCGCCUGCCCGUUAUUAUGCAUCGGUUGAAAAUGGCAGAAACCAUUUCAGAUGCCGUCAAAUUCAUAGAACAAGGGCAUGUCAGAGUCGGUCCAAAUCUCAUCACUGAUCCUGCCUUUCUAGUCACACGUAACCUUGAGGACUACGUUACCUGGGUGGAUAGCUCUAAGAUCAAGAAGACCAUUCUCAGGUAUAGAAACCAAAUCGAUGACUUUGACUUUGCAUAG
Messenger RNA from Lachancea meyersii CBS 8951, 552 nucleotides. The record is from the annotation of a GenBank genome assembly. NCBI's taxonomy places the organism in Eukaryota, Fungi, Ascomycota, Saccharomycetes, Saccharomycetales, Saccharomycetaceae.